AGGCGGGGAGGGAAGGCGAGGCAGGCGGUGGAAGGACGAACGGGGGGCGCCGAGGAAGAACGCCGGCAGCUGCGCGAGGACCUUCUCUGCGCGGCUCCUGCUGCUCACACAGGAGUGGGAGAGGGAGGGACGCGCUGACGCCCUCCCCCCACCCCCCCCGCCGCCUCCCUGCCCAGGUUCUCCUCGUCGCCUUUCGGCCGCCCGCCAGCGGCGCUGCAAAGAUGCACCUUGGCCGCGGUGCGGUUGCAGCCGAGCAGCUCUGACACCUUCCUCCUCCUCCUGCUGCUGCUCGGGCGACCUCACCAUGGACAGCUUCGACUUAGCUCUCCUUCAGGAAUGGGACCUGGACUCUCUCUGUGUCUACGACCCUGACAAGAAUAUGCUGCGAAGGAAAGAAUGGGAGAGGAGAAAUCAGGAGCAUGAGGAUGGCAUAUUUAACACCAGUUAUUCCCUAUUCAGUGAACCAUACAAGACUAACAAAGGGGAUGAACUCUCCAGUCGUAUCCAGAGUACUCUAGGUAACUAUGAUGAGAUGAAAGAGCUGUUGACUGACCGAUCCAAUCAAAGCCACCUUGUUGGGGUUCCACAGCCCUGUAUCUCUCAAACAUCUGCAAGCAAAGGUGAUGAACACUUUAUUGCUGACCCCGAUGCUUCCAUUUGUAAUCCACCAUCUUCUUUGUCAGUGGCACUUCCUGGACAACUGAGCAAGACCACUGCAAUAGGUUGGCAGAAAUCUGGACACACUUUGGAAAGCCAGCAAAGAGGAAACAAACCUGUGCAUGGAUUGCCAGAUGCUCUUAAUAGUGACUUUAAAACAGACUACCAAAAAAACAGCUUAGAAAAGGUUAAACGUUAUGUAUCCAGUCCCUCAUCACCAUCUUCGUCAAGCGCUGUGCAAAGUCUUUUACUCUCCUCACUUGGAGAUAGCAUCAGGACCCAACAGCAACCAAAACUGAAUUGUAGUUCAGAGGCUGGAGUUCAGGCUCAAGAACGGGCAACUAUGCAUAGCAGUGGACACUGUGUACAGAACUUUCCUCCUGCACUUGCUUCAAAGUCAACGGUAGUUCAGCAGAAACCCACAGCUUAUGUCAGGCCAAUGGAUGGUCAAGAUCAGGCUCCUGAUGAAUCUCCAAAACUGAAGGUUCCUGCUGAAACUAGCAUGCACUGCACUUCAUAUAGAGGGAUGCCUUCGGCUAAAACGAACGCAACGAGAACUAAAUCAAAAUCAACAAAAUUCAGUAUUCCUAAGCAAGGAGAGGAGAAUGGGACAGAAGAUGACAGCUGUGUUGAAGAAAUGUUAAGGGACUCGCAGCAUGUCUCUACAGGGCACAGCAAUCAAAGAAAAGGUGACGUUGAGCCAAAGAUUCCAGAGAACAGUGUGUCACAUAUAUCAACAUUAGAAGAUGACCUCAAAUUGAGUAGUGAUGAAGAUGAGAAUGAGCAGCAGGCAGCACAGAAAUCUGCUCUCCGGGUUCUAUCUGACAGCCCUACUGUGCAGCAGCCCAGUUGCAGGACCUCGGGAGUCUCCGGCAAAGGCUCCAGCAGCAGCAGCUCCAGUGAAUCUGAGAGCAGUUCAGAAUCCGACUCUGAUAGUGAAAGCAGUUCUACUGAAAGUGACUGCAACAGAUCGUCUUGCUACUCCAACCCAGAGCCUGAACAGCCAUCAUCAAACAAGUGGCAGUUGGAUAAAUGGUUAAAUAAGGUUAAUCCUCACAAAGCACCUCUUUUGAAUCAAAACGAUAACCAUGGACUGGAGAACUUUCAGUAUUACAACAAAGUAAAAGAUAAAGGGCAGGACUGUGAAAAUGUACCUGCCAUUUGUCAAACAGAUCUCCAAGAUAAAGAAGUCAAGAAUCCCAACAAAGAGGAGCUGAGGCCUAGAACAGCUAAUAAAGCUCCAGGACAUAAGGGAGGAAAGCAGAAAUCACCAGCUGCCACCGCUGCCACCAUUUCAGUUGAUGAUGGUCCUCAGAAAAGGACAGGUUGUAAAAAACAGCGAAAAAGGACAGAGAAGUCGUCUGGUAGUGAUAACUUAAACAGCCAUACAGCUGAUGAUCUUGAUUUCAGUCAAGUAUUUUUGGACAACACCAUUCGUGAAGAACCUAAAAACAGGCCCUGCAGCAGCAAAAUUGAGCACAGAAAGGAACUGCGGUGUAUCACUGCUUGUGAAAAGAAACGGACCAGGGGGUCAGGUAAAACAGCACCCAAAUCAAAGGAAUUUAUUGAGACAGAGUCUUCAGCUUCCUCAGAUUCAGAUUCUCAGUCUGAAGAAGAGGAAUAUCUUUUACACAAACCUCACAUUGUGGCCUCAGCUUCAGUUGGAAGUGACCAGAAAUCAAAGGACUCUGGGAGUAGUAUCGCCAACAAAGCAAAUGGCAGCUGUGGUUCAGUUAAUACCAGGACACAUAAUGAUAUAGCAAAAGAGCUGGAAGAGCAAUUUUACACGUUGGUCCCUUUUGGUAGGAAUGAACUCCUGUCCCCUCUGAAGGACACAGAGGAAAUAAAAGCACUUUGGGUCAAAAUUGACUUGACUCUCUUGUCCAGAAUUCCACAGCACUCACCCGAGGAGCCACUGGCAAUAAACACUGGAGUUAAGGAAGACAUCAGUAUGCAGCAGAGCACUGUGACUAACGUGCCAUCUGAAAAAUUGAUACCAAAAUCUAAAAGGAAACGAAAGUUUGAAAAUGAGGAUGAGACUAGGGAGAGCAAGAAGAUUCAUACAGAACAAGAAUAUUCCUCCUAUUUAUUCUCUUCAGCCCAGGUUAUUUCAACAGCAGAUCACUGCAACACGAUCAAAAACAGCUUGGCAAUACCAGUAAAUAAAAAUGAGAAAAUACUUCAGUCAUCUGUCUCACCCCUCUGUGAUACAUCAAAACACAAAUUCUCCAGCGAUGAUUUAACUUCUUCUAACAGACUGAAUGGCGGAGAUCUAUUAUCUUCCUUAUCCUCCAGCAAAAAACACAAGAGUGAGAUCCAGUCCCACCUACACCCUGGAGAUUUCAGUUCUUAUUUAUUGAUGGUCCAGAAAACAGUGCACAUCAAUUCAGAACAUGGUGUUCUCUACAACAAGACACAGUGCCAAAAAGAACCCUGGUCUCCUCCACCCAGUUCACACAAAGAUUGCAGAAGAACAAAGCUCAGCUGUAACAAUGGGCCGCACAAUGUAGAUUACUUUAUGCAGGAAGCUAAAAGGAAGAAGCAUAAAGCAGAUGCAAUGGUGGAGAAAUUUGGCAAGGCCUUUAAUUAUGCGGAAGCUGCAUUAUCAUUCAUUGAAUGUGGAAAUGCUAUGGAACAAGGGCCCAUGGAGUCAAAAUCUCCUUUCACAAUGUACUCUGAAACUGUUGAACUCAUCAGGUAUGCUGUGAGGCUAAAAACCCAUUCAGGUCCUAGUGCUACUUCAGAGGAAAAACAGUUAGCAGCAUUAUGUUACCGCUGCUUGGCACUUUUAUACUGGAGAAUGUUUCGACUUAAAAGAGACCAUGCUGUAAAAUAUUCAAAAGCCCUUAUUGAGUAUUUCAAGAAUUCAACUAAAGUGGCUCAAGUGCUAUCUCCCUGGAGUACUAGUGGAAAGUAUACAGGAACACCCUCUCCCCUCUCACCCAGCCCUUCUCCUGUGAGUUCAGUGGGAUCCCAAGGAAGCACUGGAAUGCCUUCCCCAUCAUCCAUAAUCAGCAUUCCACAGCGAAUUCAUCAGAUGGCAGCCAAUCAUGUUAGUAUCACCAACAGCAUCUUGCACAGUUACGAUUACUGGGAGAUGGCUGACAAUCUGGCCAAGGAAAACCAAGAUUUCUUUAACGAUUUGGAUGCAUUGAUGGGACCUGUUACCUUGCACAGCAGUAUGGAGCACCUGGUUCAAUACAUACAACAAGGACUUCACUGGAUAAGGAGAAGGGCUCAAUUGUCAUAGUGAUUGUGUGCUGUUCAUCCGGACACUAGACUCUCCCACAGACAAUUCAGUUAUUCUAGACACUGUGCUACAGAAAUACUCAACAAUAGCAUUGCUUCAAGCAAAUGUGAACACGUCUUCUGAGGCAAAACAAUAUUUUCCAGAGUUCGGAAAUAGAUGUGUAUGUAUAUUAUACAAUGUUUGUCUGUUCCAACACUUUGUCUCUCCAAUUUUGCUCUUCUGUUUAAAAAAAAAGAGGAUAUGGGUGUGUUGACGCAUACUCACUCCACAUAGUCACUCUCCCGUCCUUCAGUACUUAGAAAACUGAACCAGAACUUCAUAGGUUGAUUUAACCAACUGCAACAAAAUGUACUCUUUCAAUUCUGCAAAGCAUCUAUACUUUUGAACACAUUUAUAAAUAUCUGCUUAAUUGUAACCUGGGAAGAGAAGGAGUUUAUUGAAUUAGGCUAAUUGCAGGUUCUCUGUAUCGAAGCAUAUUCAUUUGGCGUUUUAUAGUCGAAGAGGGACAGGCAGCUUCUGUUCAUCCUAUUAUAGACAAUGGAAGGACUAGUGGUCCAGAAGAUGAUUUUCCAUGCGCUCGCUCGCUCGCUCGCUCACACACAUAUUCAUGUUCCUCAUAACCAGUCAGUUCCUAAUAGAAUAAUGGUGGUAGAAUGUAGCAGUCACAGUAAAGGCUUCCUUGUAAUGGAACACAUACACCCAGGCAUAGCAUCAUACACAAAUAUGUGUGUUUAUAUAUUGUGUACAUGACAAACACAAGAUCGAAAGGAAAGAUGCAGCAUUAAAGUAUGGAACAUGUCUGAAAA
Messenger RNA from Sphaerodactylus townsendi, 4713 nucleotides. RefSeq names its product AF4/FMR2 family member 3 (gene AFF3). Bases 305 to 3907 code for a protein of 1200 amino acids. The record is from RefSeq and is a predicted model, not a curated record. The transcript has 20 exons. Lineage: Eukaryota; Metazoa; Chordata; Lepidosauria; Squamata; Sphaerodactylidae. Gene Ontology annotation, biological process: regulation of gene expression. Gene Ontology annotation, cellular component: super elongation complex; nucleus.